UAAGCUGACAGCCUAGUCCCGCCUCCAGACCCAGGACGCUGUGUCGCAUUGGGUGGCAUUGUGACGCCUCCGCCCGCCUUCCGGUGUCACGCGACCGCCUCCACCUCCCGCCCUUCCCUCUAUACCUCUGGGCCGGCCUGGUGGGUGAUGAGAGACUCGGACGGCAGCUGUGGAAGUGGCGACAGCGACUGCAAUCACGUCCACGCCCGCGACCAUGGCCGAGUGCCAAGCCCAGAAUAAAGCCAAGCUCAUCUCCGAGACCCGACGGAGGUUCGAAGUUGAGUAUUUGACAGAUAAGCCAGAUAAAUAUGAUCCACGUGAUGUUGAAAGGCUACAACAAGAUGAUAACUGGGUUGAAAGUUACUUAUUCUGGAGACACGAUGUUGUAGAUGACACACUGAAGAUGAUCGAUGAGAGUUUUCAGUGGAGGAAAGAAAUGUGUGUCCACGACCUGACUGAAUCCUCCAUUCCCAGAUGGUUACUGGAAAUUGGUGGUAUUUAUCUUCACGGUUAUGACAAAGAAGGCAACAAGUUACUCUGGAUCAGGGUGAAGUAUCAUAUAAAAGAUCAUAAAACCAUAUUGGACAAAAAGAAGCUAAUCGCAUUCUGGCUGGAACGUUAUGCUAAAAGAGAAAGUGGGAAACCUAUAACAGUGAUGUUUGACCUGUCAGAAACUGGAAUAAACAGCAUAGACAUGGAUUUUGUACGCUUUAUCAUCAACUGCUUUAAGGUUUAUUACCCUAAAUACCUCUCAAAAAUAGUGAUCUUUGAUAUGCCUUGGAUAAUGAAUGCUGCUUUCAAAAUUGUGAAAUCCUGGCUUGGUCCAGAAGCAGUGAGUUUGUUGAAGUUUACAAGUAAAAAUGAAGUCCAAGACUAUGUCAGUGUAGAAUACCUGCCUCCCCACAUGGGUGGAACUGAUCCUUUCAAGUAUAGCUAUCCACCACUAGUAGAUGAUGACUUCCAGACCCCACUGUGUGAAAAUGGGCCUAUUGCCAGUGAGGAUGAAGCUUCAAGUAAGGAAGACAUAGAAAGUGAUGGCAAAGAAACCUUGGAAACAGCUUCUAAUGAAGAACAAACAGCUCUUCUGAAAAAGGUUAACCUAACCGAACCUAGUUCCAAAGGAGAAGAAAAUGAAAAGGUUGAUUCCAAGAUGAAAGGUUUCAAGAAACCAUUGAGCGUAUUUAAGGGGCCCUUAUUACAUAUCAGCCCAGCAGAAGAACUAUAUUUUGGAAGUACAGAAUCUGGAGAGAAGAAAGCUUUAAUUGUGUUGACAAAUGUAACUAAAAACAUAGUGGCAUUUAAGGUGAGAACAACUGCUCCAGAAAAAUACCGAGUCAAGCCCAGCAACAGCAGCUGUGACCCUGGUGCAUCGGUUGAUAUAGUUGUGUCUCCCCACGGGGGUUUAACCGUCUCUGCCCAAGACCGUUUUCUGAUAAUGGCAGCAGAAAUGGAACAGUCAUCUGGCACAGGCCCAGCAGAACUGAGUCAGUUCUGGAAAGAAGUUCUCAGAAACAAAGUGAUGGAGCACAGGUUAAGAUGCCAUAUUGUUGAGAGCAGUAAACCAACCACUCUUACAUUAAAAGACGGUGCUUUUAACAUGUCAGAUAAAACCAGUGAAGAUAUGUGUCUACAAUUUGCCACCUCCAGACGUGAAAGUGACGGCAGUCCACCCUAAGUACUAUCCAUAGCCUUUCCCUGUGUGUGUGCACAGCGGUUUCCCCCUACAUGUUAAAUUCGUGCCUUUAAUCUAAUCUAAUCCCAAAGUGUAUGCUUUUUGUUCCUCUGCAAAUAAAUGAGGAAAUAAUUAGUCAAAAUUGGAAAUGUAUUGUCCUAACAGUGUCCCUUUAAUGUUUCAUAUGAAAAUUACGUUCAUUCACUGAAAUGUUCUGCCCUGAUGUCUGGCCAGUUGAAUUUAAUAACAUCUUCUUAAUGUUUGUGUGUCUAUUAAGUGUUACUAAUGAAUGAAAAUUAACUAUAAAAUCAAAGGCAUCUAAACUUUAGUACUUGUCUUGAUUAAUCACAUAUAUUUACAUUUGAUUUUAUUGUCUUGAUUUUAUUUAAUCACAUUUGAUUAUUAUUUUUGGUACUCUAAAAUUAAUUUUAUUUUGAAUCAUGUGAUUACCUGUUUAUGACAGAGUACCAAGAAUCAACAUUUAGAUUUAGAUUGUUUUCACUUGAAGAUGGAAAUUAAUAGAGUUUGCAUGAAAACAUUAAUGGAAUACCAUUAGUUUGAUCUGCAAGUAGCCUAAAAAUGCAAUUGCUGGUAAACCUAGCCUCAAAUUUCAUAAUAAUACCAUAAUUUUUUAUAUCUUGCCACUAACUUUGACUGGAUUUAAUAGCACUUUAUUGUACAAUUGCAAAAAAAAUAUAUUCCUAGAAUUGUUGCCAGUGUAAUUUCUCUAAUGUUCUGGUGCUUUUCAUAUAUUUUCAGUAUUUUUAUUACUAUAUUGGUAUUUUCUUUGUAUAAAUUGAUCAA
Messenger RNA from Hipposideros armiger (great roundleaf bat), 2476 nucleotides. RefSeq names its product motile sperm domain containing 2 (gene MOSPD2). The transcript has 15 exons. The record is from RefSeq and is a predicted model, not a curated record. NCBI's taxonomy places the organism in Eukaryota, Metazoa, Chordata, Mammalia, Chiroptera, Hipposideridae. Gene Ontology annotation, cellular component: endomembrane system; endoplasmic reticulum-endosome membrane contact site. The coding region runs from base 215 to 1675 and encodes 486 amino acids.